GAAAGGAGCGUUUCAGAUUUUGGAGAAACGCGCUCGACGCUGACGGCUGCUUGUGCGUCUUGGAGAGGGCAGGGACGCUGGAGACGCGCAACGGCGGCAGCAGCGAGCGGAGCGCAGUCUGUUUGGAGCCAUUCAACACUCGGAGCGCUGACUGUCUGAGCGGAUUGAGGAUUACAAACCGACCACCUCCACCUCCCCAAAAUCCAGACAGCCGAGAUGGACAUCCUGGUCGGGUGUGUGAUCAGCAGAGGAAGCGUCGGAUGAGUGAGAGUGGAGAUGUUUCUUUGAACACGGACUGUGGGUGUGUGCGCGUGAGGCUCGCCGUUACCUUCGGACUGCACUCGCCAACUUCCCCCUCUUUUCAUCGCGUCAUGUCUGUAACAGAGCGAUGGGCAAGUUUGACGACAACGAGAGGAUAAUCCUCAACGUCGGGGGCACCAGGCACGAGACCUACAAGAGCACCCUGAAGACCCUGCCGGGGACGCGCCUGGCUCUGCUCGCCUCCGACUCGGACAUCGACUCGGUGCUGGAUCAGCUGCAACAAGUCCCGGGCUUCAUCGAGUACAACGCGCGGACCAACGAGUACUUCUUCGACCGCCACCCGGGAGUCUUCGCCUACGUGCUCAACUAUUACCGAACCGGGAAGCUGCACUGCCCGGCGGAUGUGUGCGGGCCGCUGUUCGAGGAGGAGCUCUCCUUCUGGGGCAUCGAUGAGACGGACGUGGAGCCGUGCUGCUGGAUGACUUACCGCCAGCACCGGGACGCGGAAGAAGCUCUGGACGUGUUUGAGCUCAACGUGGACACCGGGGACGAUGAUGACGAGAUAGGGAAGAGGCUCGGGAUUGAGGAUGUGGCUGCAGACGGGAAUGUGAGCCAGUGGAGGAAGUGGCAACCUGUGGUCUGGAAUCUAUUCGAGGAUCCGUACUCCUCCAGGGCGGCGCGGUUUAUUGCCUUUGUAUCAUUGUUCUUCAUCCUGGUCUCCAUCACCACCUUCUGCCUGGAGACUCAUGAGGCUUUCAACACCAUCAUCAACAAGACUGAGCUGGUACGGAACAGCAGCAUACCGGACUCAGGCCCGCAGUACGAGAUCGAGACUGACCCUGCGCUCACCUACGUGGAGGGCGUUUGUGUUUUCUGGUUCACCAUCGAGUUCCUGGUGCGUGUGACCUUCUGCCCGGUCAAGUUGGAGUUUUUUAAGAGCGUUCUCAACAUCAUCGACUUCGUGGCCAUCCUGCCUUUCUACUUGGAGGUAGGGCUGAGCGGCCUUUCUUCAAAGGCCGCCAAGGAUGUGUUGGGUUUCCUCAGGGUGGUGCGCUUUGUUCGUAUCCUGCGUAUCUUUAAGCUAACACGUCAUUUUGUGGGCCUAAGGGUGCUUGGCCACACAUUACGUGCUAGCACCAAUGAAUUCCUGCUGCUCAUCAUUUUCCUGGCGUUGGGAGUGUUAAUUUUUGCCACCAUGAUCUACUACGCUGAACGGAUCGGUGCUAGGCCAAAUGACCCCACUGCAAGCGACCAUACCAAGUUUAAAAACAUCCCCAUUGGCUUCUGGUGGGCUGUAGUAACCAUGACCACACUGGGCUAUGGCGACAUGUAUCCAGAGACCUGGUCAGGCAUGGUUGUGGGUGCAUUGUGCGCCUUGGCAGGCGUGCUGACGAUAGCCAUGCCCGUGCCUGUUAUUGUCAAUAACUUUGGGAUGUACUACUCUCUGGCUAUGGCCAAGCAGAAGCUGCCUAAGAAGAGGAAGAAACACAUCCCUCAGGUGGUGCAGGGAGGCUCGCCCACCUACUGCAAAGCUGAUCUCAACACCACCUGCAACAGCACUCAAGGGGACCUAUGCCACGUCAAAGGGACCAGGGUACUAGAACGCAACUGCUCAGUCCUGUCAGCAGACUGCAGCGGGGGCAGUGACCUGACCCUGUCUCCAGAGGAGAGAGUCCCCAUGCGAAGGUCCAGCACCCGGGAACAGGACCGCCGGAGUGGGGGCACGUGCUUCCUGCUCGCUGCUAGUGACUACACCUGCCCUGCAGAUGGAGGGCUCCGGAAAACAGAUAACUGCAAAGAGGUUGUCUUUACUGGUUUCACACAAGCAGAGAGCAGCGUUCUGUCUUAAUGGCUAGAUGGGAGGCACCGCCAUGUCGGACAGACAGUUCAUUUCCUAUUUGAAUGACGCUGGGAUAAGUCAUCAGUAUGAGGACCUCACAUUGGAGCCGCUCCUACGGACGAGGAGACAGACUGACGGCCGCCCAGCCGACGGCUCACAGAGCAGGAACGUCACGAUCACCAUGAAACCCUGGGAGGACUUAAAGAAGCAUUUACCUUUUCCUGAUUUCUCUUUUAGUUUUGGAACUUUGGAGAAAAAAAGAGCAAAACAAACUGGACACGUCCUUAAAAAAGAGACUAUUUAACUGUAUAGAUAUCCUGUAAAUACGACAACAAACACAGCACAUCUGGGCCGAGCGGCUCUGUCCACACAUCUGUCUUUUGAUGGCGAGUCAGGUUUCACUCGAAUCACUUUUCUUGCUGUGGUUUCCCUCCUCGCAAUAAGUGUAUUAAGAUGUAUCAGUUGAGGCACUUUGUGUUUAAAAAUGGAGUGUAUUCAUAUAUGAACUAACAUACAGUAUAUACAGUAUAGAGAGUUGAAUAAAUGUGACAUUAUGGUCAUCUCUGCUUUCGUUUCCCUCGGUAAUUUUCAGUAGGUUAAUUGCUCUGCUGUGUGUUAACGUGUGUAUGUGUAUCCUUAAACUCCAGGGUAAGAUGUGCAGGUUGAAAGGCCAGGUCAGCGGAAACCAAUGAGCGGACUUGAUGCUCUCACUCUUCCAGAAAGUUUCAGCACAGACGAGACAGAGCCCCCUCCCCCCCCGUGGUGCAGUCGCCGUUGUAGAAGUCCCUCGUCACCCUGCCUGACUGCAACAUGCAACGACCCUGCAUUACUGCUGCAGAAACCAAAUAGACCGUGCUCCCACGGCGGCCACGAUCCUGUGGCGUCAUGCUCAGGGGGGGAAACUCAGAUGUUGUUAUCAAGUCGAACUGUUACAUUCCAGGUUUUUCAAUAAAUGUUAAGAUCCUGACCACAACUUUAAUCAAAUCAUUUUCCAAUUUAAAACUAAAAAUACAAUAGAUACUAAAAAAUCUGCCAUAGUCUGCCUCCAUGAGGUGUCGAUUCAAGACAAGGGGGAGUGCUUUUUAACCUUGAUUUUGUCCAUCCAAAAUGUGUUCAGUUUAUCCUUGAGUACGAUGGCACAUUUGUACAAAGUUUCCAAACUUUCAUGGGUUUAACCAUUUGUAACCAAGGGAGUAAAAUGAGGCCAAGUGACCUUGACAUUUGACCUCCUACAUUUAAUGAGUUAAUAUUUGGGACAAGGUGGCAGUUGUGCAAAGAAAAAAAAAAAAAAAAGAGACACUAUGUUCAUAAAAAAGGGAUGGCCUUGAGGCUCACAGACCUUGACAGUAAACAUCAGUUAUCUUCACUUAUCUGACAUUUCUGCAGCUUGAAGAUAAUCACUCAAAGCGUUGAGAGAGGUCUGUCUGCAGACCAUACAUUUCUGACGACCACACUCACAGACUAUUCUUCUGAGCCCUUUAUCUUGAAGAGGAAGUGCCAUAAUUUGCCCAUACAACAUAUUUUCAGUUUUAGAUUUUUUUAAUUCAACUUUAUUCGUAAACAAAGUCUGGCAGGUACAUUCAUGAAAUAACCACAU
This is a messenger RNA of Cheilinus undulatus (humphead wrasse), 3698 nucleotides long. It is a transcript of the gene kcnc2, whose product is annotated as potassium voltage-gated channel, Shaw-related subfamily, member 2. Gene Ontology annotation, molecular function: delayed rectifier potassium channel activity; protein binding. Gene Ontology annotation, cellular component: axon; neuronal cell body membrane; dendrite membrane. Gene Ontology annotation, biological process: protein homooligomerization; potassium ion transmembrane transport. The record is from RefSeq and is a predicted model, not a curated record. The transcript is spliced from 5 exons. Lineage: Eukaryota; Metazoa; Chordata; Actinopteri; Labriformes; Labridae. The coding region runs from base 389 to 2110 and encodes 573 amino acids.